UGCAACAUGAGCUUGCUCUUCGUCGUCUGAGCCCGCAAUCGCUUGCAGGACUCGGACAACGAGAAAUGGUGGUUGAUGUUCGCCGACGACGAGGUCGCGGUCGGCUACUGGCCGUCUUCAUUGUUCGCCGGGCUGAGAGGGGCAGCGACGUUGGCGUUGUUCGGUGGCGACGUCUACAGCCCGAGGAUACAUGAGAAGCCGCACACAACCACCGCCAUGGGCUCCGGCGACUUCGCUUCGUACCACUGGGGCACCGCGUGCUGGAUCAGCAAGCCCCGAAUCAAGGACUACUCCGGCGAGUACAAGUACCCGUAUCCUUUUGGGACGCUGAGCACCCAAACCGACUGCUACAGCGCCGAGAACUACGCAGAGAUCCUGUGGACGGAGCCGCUCUUCUACUUCGGCGGGCCCGGCAGGAAUCAUCCCUAUUGCGAAUAGAACGAACACUUGC
Musa acuminata subsp. malaccensis (wild Malaysian banana) is the source of this 451-nucleotide messenger RNA. NCBI's taxonomy places the organism in Eukaryota, Viridiplantae, Streptophyta, Magnoliopsida, Zingiberales, Musaceae. The record is from RefSeq and is a predicted model, not a curated record.